AUGAUCAAUCGACAAGGCGUCGCAGCAAAACCGGUCUCCCGCGGGAUUCCUAUUCGCACGCCAGGAGAUAAUCGUCCACAGGCCCUUCGGCAACUCUCGACGCUAAACAAGAUUGUUCUACAAUGGAACUAUGACAUGGAAGGCGAAAAGCCGCCAGACUUCCCUUUCGACCUCAAGAACAUUCCGAACACGUUUCAAGGCGGCGAGCAAGAGUAUGUCUCUGUUUUCGAGCCAUUAUUAGUGCUUGAAUGCUGGGAGCAAAUGCAGAAGAGCAAGUACGAGGUUGACCGAGGAGACGCUCUCACGUUCAAGUUGACAAAUGUGCAGACGGUGGAUGUUUUCCACGAUCUCACCUUCACUGCCCCAGGGAAGCAAAUGCGGUUACGAGGGUAUUCCGAACACGACGUCCUGAACGUGACGGACGUGGAGGUUCCGCGCCAGGGACAUGAGAGUACUAGCGGGAAAUCUUUCCUGGCGAAAAUCACAAACGUGUCAUUCAAAGCCGAUGAGGGCAUUGUGAUAGCCAGGGUCUAUAUGAGCGUGAAUGCGGCUCUUGCCCCUCGGUUACGAGCCGGCGCCAAGUUUUCCCUCCUUUCAACUUUCUCCAUGACAACAUCCAUCCGGGAGUACGGGACCCUGUGCGCUUUACCAUCGCUGUGCUUACUCAAGGAUGUCUUGCGGCCUGGCAAGAUUCGGAAGUUCCAUCCAAGACCGGACGACGUACGCCUCAUGAUGACACGGUAUAACCUGAACGAGCCUCAGGCUGCGGCGAUCUCGGGGGCUGUCGCUCAGUCAACGGGGUUCACCCUUAUCCAAGGCCCACCGGGAACGGGAAAGACGAAAACUAUUGUUGGCUUGAUUAGCGCUUUGCUGACACGAGAGAACGUUGUCAAGGUGCCUGGCCAGGCUGUGACGCCUAACAGCAAGCAUCGACUGCUAUGUUGCGCUCCGAGUAACGCGGCAAUUGACGAGAUUGUGCGCCGAUUGAAGGAAGGGAUCCCGCAUCCGAGAGGCGGCACGUUUGUGCCGAGGGUCGUUCGCAUUGGAACAACUGAAUCCAUUCAUACCUCUGUUCGCGACGUUACCCUCGAGGCGAUCUUGGAGGGCAUCCUGGCGACAACUGGCAACUUUCAGGAAGAUGACAGAAUGGCGGACAUUCGUUCAGCCAUCACCUCAUUGAAGGACGAACGUGAACGCCUUCGUGCUCGCGAGGACGAUAACGAAAUCGAAGCAGAGGAGGCGAGUAAAGUCGAUGCAAAGAUCUCGACCAUUACGAAGAAGCUCGCUGCGUUGCAUGAACAGUUGCAGCGUGAACGACAGGAAAAGACUGCUGCAUCUCAAGCGCGAGACAAGUACCGUCGCCAGCAGAAACUCAAAGUCCUGAUGGAGGCCGACGUGAUCUUGUCAACGCUGAGCGGAGCCGGAUCCGAUGUCCUUGGGGAUUUGCAUGAGCUCACCUUUCCCAUUGUGAUUGUGGACGAAGCGGCGCAGUCUGUGGAACUUAGCACCCUGAUCCCAUUGCGGUACGGCGCAAAGCAGUGCAUUCUCGUCGGAGAUCCCCAGCAACUGCCGCCGACAGUGCUUUCGCAAGUCGGUCAGUCAUACUCGUACGAGCAAUCCCUGUUCCAGCGGCUCAUGAACAAUGACCCCGACGGUACGCAUCUCUUGAGUAUUUCGUACCGCAUGCAUCCCAGUAUAUCUUCCUACGUCAGUAAAGGAUUCUACAAGGGACGGCUGCGAGACGCGCCCAAUAUGUCGGAAUUGUGCACCGCGCCGUGGCACAAGGACUCGAUGUUUGCACCCUACCAGCUCAUCGACAUGUACAACGGACGCGAGCAGACUGGAAGAGGUCAUUCGUACUUCAACCUGGACGAAGCGCGGUUGGCUGUGGAUUUGGUGGAGGUGCUGUGUUCGAGGUUCCCGGACUACAAUUUUGCGGGGAAGAUAGGCAUUAUCACGUUUUAUAAGAAACAAGUCAGGGAGAUCAAGAACACCUUUAUUAGGAAGGGCUGGACCCGCGAGAUGAUGCAGAAUAUCGAUGUCAAUACCGUGGACGGAUUCCAAGGCCAGGAAAAAGAAAUCAUCAUCCUCUCCUGCGUACGAGCAAACGGUAGCGUCGGUUUCACCAGCGACAUCCGCCGUAUGAACGUUGCACUAAGUCGAGCCAAAUACUCUCUGAUAAUCCUGGGCAACCUGGAAACACUGAAACGAAACCGAGCCUGGCGCGAUUUGAUCGAGGACGCAGCGGGGCGGCGGAUGAUUAAGUCCUGGACGGAGCGGCUGUCGCGGUUAAGAGACGAGGUUAGAGGGAGGCCGGGGAAUAUGUUGCCGCGGGUGGAGGCUCCGCAAGGGGACGGGGCGAAUGAUGGAGAGCGGAAGACUGAGCGGAAGAGGGAGCGGAGUGAUGAGCAGGGGUCGGAUACCGGGAAGGCUGGUCGCAAGGUAUGCUCAAAAGUGGUGACAGCGCAUCAUCUUUUGACUAAGGCUAACUCUCAACUCCAAUAUCUAGCGCAAGAACACACCACAAUCUUCAUCAUCGAGCGAUCAAAAAAGAGCACGGCGGUAGCUACUUCUGGCGCACACACAGAUAGCACACAUGCGUUUCGUAGUCAAGUAGCAUUUAUCUACAUUACUCCUUACAGUACAUAG
This is a messenger RNA of Fimicolochytrium jonesii, 2649 nucleotides long. RefSeq names its product P-loop containing nucleoside triphosphate hydrolase protein. The coding region runs from base 1 to 2649 and encodes 882 amino acids. Gene Ontology annotation, molecular function: transcription termination site sequence-specific DNA binding; helicase activity; ATP binding. The transcript is spliced from 2 exons. Lineage: Eukaryota; Fungi; Chytridiomycota; Chytridiomycetes; Spizellomycetales; Powellomycetaceae. The record is from RefSeq and is a predicted model, not a curated record. Gene Ontology annotation, biological process: termination of RNA polymerase II transcription. Gene Ontology annotation, cellular component: nuclear body.